This is a messenger RNA of Exophiala aquamarina CBS 119918, 1518 nucleotides long. RefSeq lists its product as uncharacterized. Gene Ontology annotation, molecular function: zinc ion binding; DNA-binding transcription factor activity, RNA polymerase II-specific. The transcript has 2 exons. NCBI's taxonomy places the organism in Eukaryota, Fungi, Ascomycota, Eurotiomycetes, Chaetothyriales, Herpotrichiellaceae. Gene Ontology annotation, biological process: regulation of DNA-templated transcription. The record is from RefSeq and is a predicted model, not a curated record. Bases 1 to 1518 code for a protein of 505 amino acids.
AUGGUGUACUGUGGGAAGCCUUCCAAGGGCUGUGAGAAUUGCCGAGCGAAAAGACUAAAGUGCGACCAAAAGCGGCCUUCAUGCAGUCAAUGUUCCAAUAAGAGACGAGAAUGUCGCGGGUACCGUGACACAAUUGAUCUGGCAUUCCGCAAUGAAAGUCAAAAGGUCGUGACCAAGUAUUGUAAGGGUUUUGCUGCCAGUGAAUCAAGCGAAGACCGACACAAGCUCCAGAACCUUGGCUACCCGUGGCUGCAGUAUGCAGAUACCCUGAAGCCAACACAAAUCCGGCCUUCCAUCAACGAGCCAAUGGAGGAUGUGGCUGUCACAUUUCUCCUCAAGGAUUAUAUUCAAGGCUCCCAUUUCGAAUAUUUGCCCGCCCUUUACACCGUCGGUGACGUAGAAGGUGUUCUUUCAACCGCUCUGAAGGCCGUCGGACUAGCCAGCCUAUCAUUAUAUGCUUCACGACCAGAACUGCGGACUCAAGCUUUGAUGUUCUACAGCAAAGCCAUCACGAAAGUCAACAAUUCUCUGAAGUCUCAAAAUGCUACUCAGCGUGAUGAUGUGCUUGCCUCAAUCAUGUUACUUUCCUUGUAUGAAGCAUUGACUCUUCGCAAGACAAGUGAUACCAAGGCAUGGUCUUCGCAUAUACAUGGAGCCUGGUCGCUGGUUGCUCUGCGUGGACCGCAACAAUUCCAAACCAAGGUUGGCCUUGAACUCUUCAAACACAUAGCUACUGGUGUCAGGCUAUUCUGCAUCCAGAAUUGCAUCAGAAUACCCAUCCAGCUGCGCGAACUGGUUGAGUCCGCUGCAUUGUAUUCACAAACUCCCGAUCCUAUAUUUUCCCAGCCCUCAGCCACCGAGGCUUUCACGGAUCUGCGAACAGAUAUAGCCGAAGGCCUCUUGUCUGAACCUGACGACAUAAUUGCAAGAUGCGAGGUCGUGCUUCGGCUUGUUGAGGACUUCUUCGUCAUUAAUCUGUCUUGCCAGCAAUACGACAGGGUGGCGGUGGGCCCUCCUGAGAUUGCUAGUGCUCAGAAGUUUUGCAUUAAUUUCAGAAAUCAUCAGGUUGCCUAUGCGUGGAAUGCUGCAUGGAUGGCUAAGCUUGCUCUCAACAGCAUGAUUUAUAAGCAAGAGCUUCAAGUCUUAAAAAAAGCGAUGUCGCCGGAGGAAAUGGUUUCUAACGCCAGUAGGACCAUCAGGGCAGUAAAGGCUCAGGAGGAGAUUGCUAAAGCGGCAGAAAAUGUCUGCGCCACUGUUCCACAGUCGUUCCAACUGAAUGUACCGCCAAAACGGUCAGAGAAGCCUCUCGCCGCAGUCUUCAUGGGCUAUUCCCUCAUAUGGCCACUGUUCACGGUGGGUGCGAACCCACUAGUAACAGCCUCAACUAAGGACUAUAUUAUCAACACGUUGAUUUAUAUUGCCAGAGAAUUUAAGCUGCCUCAAGCCCACUGGGCUGAAGAGUUGUUGAGAGAGGGUGCUAGUGACGAGGCUUGGAUGCAUAUGUAUCAUGCCUUCUAG